CCGAAGAAAUGGCAGAGCAAGGCUAUCAGAUGGAUUCUGUGAAAUUCUCCUGCUCCAUCUGUCUGGAUCUCCUAAAGACUCCGGUGACUAUCCCCUGUGGACACAAUUACUGCAUGAACUGUAUUGGAAACUUUUGGGACGAUGAGGACAAGAAACAAAGCCACAGCUGCCCUCAGUGUAGACAGACGUUCACACCGAGGCCUGUUCUGAUGAAAAACACCAUGUUAGCAGAGUUGGUGGAGGAUCUGAAGAAGACUGGACUCCAAGCUGCUCCAGCUGAUCUCUGCUAUGCUGGACCUGAAGAUGUGGCUUGUGAUAUCUGCACUGGGAGGAGGAGGAAAGCUGUCAAGUCCUGUCUGGUUUGCUUGGUUUCAUAUUGUGAGAAUCACCUCCAACCUCACCAUGAUGUCCCUGGACUGCAGAAGCACAAGCUGGUGAAUCCCUCCAAGAACCUCCAGCAGAACAUCUGCUCUCGUCAUGAUGAGGGGAUGAAGAUCUUCUGUCGUACUGAUCAGCAGUGUAUCUGUUAUCUCUGCACUAUGGAUGAACAUAAAGGCCAUGAAACAGUUCCAGCUGCAGCAGAAAGGGCUGAGAAGCAGAAGGAGCAGCAGGUGAGACGACAACAAAUCCUGCAGAGGAUCCAGGACCAAGAGAAAGAUGUGAAGCUGCUUCAACAGGAGGUGGAGGCCAUCAAUGUCUCUGCUGAUAAAGUAGUGGAGGACAGUUCUUAUCACCUGUAG
This is a messenger RNA of Fundulus heteroclitus (mummichog), 740 nucleotides long. Its product is annotated as E3 ubiquitin/ISG15 ligase TRIM25. NCBI's taxonomy places the organism in Eukaryota, Metazoa, Chordata, Actinopteri, Cyprinodontiformes, Fundulidae. The record is from RefSeq and is a predicted model, not a curated record. The transcript is spliced from 3 exons. Gene Ontology annotation, molecular function: zinc ion binding. Bases 9 to 740 code for a protein of 243 amino acids.